This is a messenger RNA of Rhizoctonia solani, 1125 nucleotides long. RefSeq lists its product as uncharacterized. The record is from RefSeq and is a predicted model, not a curated record. Bases 1 to 1125 code for a protein of 374 amino acids. The transcript is spliced from 4 exons. Lineage: Eukaryota; Fungi; Basidiomycota; Agaricomycetes; Cantharellales; Ceratobasidiaceae.
AUGUCGACGCCAGCUACCCCAUCCGAGCCGAACCCAAGCACCAUCGUUUCUCGCAAGGUUGGGGCUGGCAUUCAGGCUCGACUUGCAAAGCUUCAAGGGGCUUCCGGGGCUCCCGCUGUAACGCGCGAGCCUCCAAAGAAGUUUCCAAACGGUUACGAUGAACCUUUCAAGGAACGCCUCGACGGAACGCUUCGGCGUAGCUUCUCAGGCACCUGGUCUGUCGCCGAUACAUCCCUAACCAGCGACGGGAGCCAUACACUCGUCGACUCUACCGCCCCGUCUCCAUCCAUUCAGCCCGUCCCUUUGGAGGAUCUCAAGCGACGACAAGUGUUUACACAGAAUUGGGAAAAAGAACAACAGGCUGUGACGCAGCUGGCGUCUCCCGAGCCACCCCGGAUCGCUACUAGUCCACAACCGAUCAUCGAGGAGCCUGAGCCCGAGGAUGAGCCUCUCCCUACACCAACAGUGUCCAAACCUGCGUCCAAGCCCCCUCUUACACCAAAUUUGUCCAAGCCCGAACCAGUUCCCAACAAAAAAGACCCCAAACAUGGUAUUCUCACACCACCCAUCUCGGAGCCCGAAGCUCGAGCUCAGGUUCCUAUUGUCAAAAAGCCUGAACCCGCAGCUGUCAAGCCCAAGACCCCUCCCAAACGUGCACCAAGGAAGUCGCAAGAACCCGCUCAGGCAUCGAGCUCGACUGCUCCGGCAAAGCCACCGCGUGCGACAACACCACCCAAAGCGACGAUUCCAGCUAAACCUUCAACUUCAACCCUCUUAUCUCCCCGAACCCCCAUCCGUCGCCCACGCGCCUCAGCACCCCCUACUCUCGCACCCCCUCGUGUUCCCCGAGUACAGCUGACUCCCUCUCCCCCUCGAGCACCCAAACCUCAGUCGCUCGCGCCUCAGCGACCCAAUACAUCCAUGACUCGUCGGGUAUUCAGCUCAAAGGUCCCCGAAAAGGUGGUUCCUCCUCCAAUAAGGCCAAGGGCGGUUAGUAAAGUGUACGAGGGCCCGACGGCAUCGAGUCUGGCCAAGCAGAAGGAAUCGGUUGCGACUCGGGGAGCACAGAGUCGAGCUGUAUCCCGGGCAAGCCUAUUCGGCCCCUCUGGGAUGAGCAACCAUUAG